Onychomys torridus (southern grasshopper mouse) is the source of this 3149-nucleotide messenger RNA. It is a transcript of the gene Kdm1a, whose product is annotated as lysine demethylase 1A. NCBI's taxonomy places the organism in Eukaryota, Metazoa, Chordata, Mammalia, Rodentia, Cricetidae. The coding region runs from base 214 to 2835 and encodes 873 amino acids. The record is from RefSeq and is a predicted model, not a curated record. Gene Ontology annotation, biological process: regulation of DNA-templated transcription. The transcript has 20 exons. Gene Ontology annotation, molecular function: protein binding; flavin adenine dinucleotide binding; oxidoreductase activity. Gene Ontology annotation, cellular component: nucleus.
ACGCCGCUCUAUGAUUGCGAGGAGGCCCGGCCGGGGACAGCUGCGGCUUUUUGUCCCGACGCGGGCGGGAGCGCGCAGGGCGCGUGCGCACGCGGAGGUGUCGGGCUUCUCACGGACCGUGCGAGGUGCGGUGCGGAGAGGCUAGGCGGCUGCGGACCCACGGAGCGGCAGACCGAGCGGCCCCUGCGGCCCGCGGCGGCCAGGCGGCCCGAGAUGUUGUCUGGGAAGAAGGCGGCGGCGGCGGCGGCGGCAGCGGCGGCAGCGGCGGCGGCUGGGACGGAGGCCGGGCCCGGGGCGGCGGGCGGCGCCGAGAACGGCUCUGAGGUGGCCGCGCCAACCGCGGGCCUGGCGGGCCCCACCGACGUCGCCACGGGGCCGGCGGGCGAGCGCACUCCUCGAAAGAAGGAGCCUCCGCGGGCCUCGCCUCCCGGGGGCCUGGCCGAGCCUCCCGGGUCCACCGGGCCUCAGGCGGGGCCCACGGCCGGGCCCGGCUCCGCGACGCCCAUGGAGACGGGGAUAGCCGAGACCCCGGAGGGCCGGCGGACCAGCAGGCGCAAGCGGGCGAAGGUAGAAUACAGAGAAAUGGAUGAAAGCUUGGCCAACCUCUCAGAAGAUGAAUAUUAUUCAGAAGAAGAGAGAAAUGCCAAAGCAGAGAAGGAAAAGAAGCUUCCCCCACCACCUCCUCAAGCCCCACCUGAGGAAGAAAAUGAAAGUGAGCCAGAAGAGCCAUCUGGGCAAGCAGGAGGACUUCAAGACGACAGUUCUGGAGGGUAUGGAGACGGCCAAGCAUCAGGUGUGGAAGGUGCAGCUUUUCAAAGCCGUCUUCCCCAUGACCGGAUGACCUCUCAGGAAGCAGCCUGUUUCCCAGACAUCAUCAGUGGGCCUCAGCAGACACAGAAGGUUUUUCUGUUCAUCAGGAACCGCACAUUGCAGUUAUGGUUGGACAACCCAAAGAUUCAGCUGACAUUUGAGGCUGCUCUCCAACAGUUGGAAGCCCCUUACAACAGUGACACUGUGCUUGUCCAUCGAGUUCACAGUUACUUAGAGCGCCAUGGUCUUAUCAAUUUUGGCAUCUAUAAGAGGAUAAAACCCUUACCAACUAAAAAGACAGGAAAGGUGAUUAUUAUAGGUUCAGGUGUUUCUGGCUUGGCAGCAGCUCGACAGCUACAGAGUUUUGGGAUGGAUGUCACACUUCUGGAAGCCAGGGAUCGUGUAGGUGGACGGGUUGCUACAUUUCGAAAAGGAAACUAUGUAGCUGAUCUUGGAGCCAUGGUAGUAACAGGUCUUGGAGGAAAUCCCAUGGCUGUUGUCAGCAAACAAGUAAACAUGGAACUGGCCAAGAUCAAGCAAAAAUGCCCACUUUAUGAAGCUAAUGGACAAGCUGUUCCAAAAGAGAAAGAUGAAAUGGUAGAACAAGAAUUUAACCGAUUGUUAGAAGCCACCUCUUACCUUAGUCAUCAGCUAGAUUUCAACGUCCUCAAUAAUAAACCUGUAUCCCUUGGCCAGGCAUUGGAAGUUGUCAUUCAGCUACAAGAAAAGCAUGUCAAAGAUGAGCAGAUUGAACACUGGAAGAAGAUCGUGAAAACUCAGGAGGAGUUGAAAGAGCUUCUUAAUAAGAUGGUAAAUUUGAAGGAGAAAAUUAAAGAGCUCCAUCAGCAAUACAAAGAAGCAUCAGAAGUGAAGCCACCCAGAGAUAUCACAGCUGAGUUCUUAGUGAAGAGCAAGCACAGGGACCUGACUGCCCUCUGCAAGGAAUAUGAUGAAUUAGCUGAAACACAAGGAAAGCUAGAGGAAAAACUUCAAGAAUUGGAAGCAAAUCCCCCAAGUGAUGUAUAUCUGUCAUCAAGAGACAGACAGAUACUUGACUGGCAUUUUGCAAAUCUUGAAUUUGCCAAUGCCACACCUCUCUCUACCCUCUCUCUUAAACAUUGGGAUCAGGAUGAUGACUUUGAGUUUACUGGCAGUCACCUGACAGUAAGGAAUGGCUACUCAUGUGUGCCUGUGGCUUUAGCUGAAGGCUUGGACAUUAAACUGAACACAGCAGUGCGGCAGGUUCGCUACACAGCCUCAGGAUGCGAAGUGAUUGCUGUGAAUACACGCUCCACAAGUCAAACCUUUAUUUAUAAGUGUGAUGCGGUUCUCUGCACCCUUCCCCUGGGAGUGUUGAAGCAGCAGCCACCAGCUGUUCAGUUUGUGCCACCUCUUCCUGAGUGGAAAACAUCUGCAGUCCAGAGGAUGGGAUUCGGCAACCUUAACAAGGUGGUGCUGUGUUUUGACCGGGUGUUCUGGGAUCCAAGUGUCAAUCUGUUUGGACAUGUUGGCAGUACGACUGCUAGCAGGGGCGAGCUCUUCCUCUUCUGGAACCUAUAUAAAGCUCCAAUACUAUUGGCCCUGGUGGCAGGAGAAGCUGCUGGCAUCAUGGAGAACAUUAGUGAUGAUGUGAUUGUCGGCCGGUGCCUGGCCAUUCUCAAAGGGAUUUUUGGUAGCAGUGCAGUGCCACAGCCCAAGGAGACUGUGGUGUCCCGAUGGCGUGCUGAUCCCUGGGCCCGGGGCUCCUAUUCCUAUGUGGCUGCAGGAUCUUCUGGAAAUGACUAUGACUUAAUGGCUCAGCCAAUCACUCCUGGCCCCUCAAUUCCAGGUGCCCCACAGCCAAUCCCACGACUUUUCUUCGCUGGAGAACAUACAAUCCGGAACUACCCAGCUACAGUCCAUGGUGCUCUGUUGAGUGGGCUUCGAGAAGCAGGAAGGAUUGCAGACCAGUUUUUGGGAGCCAUGUACACUCUGCCUCGUCAGGCCACAUCAGGUGUCCCUGCACAGCAGUCUCCAAGUAUAUGAGACAAAUGGUUCAGAAAGGAGGCCCAGUGGACAUGUAAUCUGCCAUGUAAGCAAGCUCUUCUAGCAAUACUCCAUCCUAUUGAGGACCUCUGUCAUCAGCUGCAGGACUCCUAGUUUGGACAGCAGAGGCUGGCUCCUUUGGCUGACAGCACAGAGAGGAACUUGCCCAUUAAUUUGGAAUUAUGUCUCCAUAAAGACUGAGACAAGCAAGUGCUGUGAGAUAACCUUAGUCUAUUGGUGUUUGGCUUUUUUUUUUUUUUUAAUAUAUUUUGAGAAUAAAACUUUCAAAUAAUUUUACGUGAAGAUUUAUUUUU